This is a messenger RNA of Clupea harengus (Atlantic herring), 3208 nucleotides long. It is a transcript of the gene selenon, whose product is annotated as selenoprotein N. Gene Ontology annotation, molecular function: calcium ion binding. Lineage: Eukaryota; Metazoa; Chordata; Actinopteri; Clupeiformes; Clupeidae. The record is from RefSeq and is a predicted model, not a curated record. Gene Ontology annotation, cellular component: endoplasmic reticulum membrane. Gene Ontology annotation, biological process: calcium ion homeostasis; skeletal muscle fiber development.
UUCCUCUUACAAGUAAAGUGAAACCUGUAGUAAAGUUCUCAUAUUUCUGGCUAAUUUACUUUCAUGUCAUUCUGAAAUCUGGUCCAAAACUACUUCCAGCUUGCAAACAACAGAAAUUAAGGAAACUGUAAAGAGCUCCUUUCAAGCGUGUGUAAGCGAUACUUAAGAAUGUGCUGGCCCUUUAAGAAUUGUCCCAUUGAGCACAGACGCUUCUCCACUUCCAAUGGGAAUGGAGAAAACUGGAAGGCUGCGAGAUUUCAGACCAGUUGCUAGAAACAGCGGAACAUCAGCCAGGCGUCUGGUCUUGUAACGGAGUUACAGAUUUGAUACGUAAUGUGUGUUGUGAACGGCUGUUACGAGUAGGAGUCAAGUGAGGCCCAGAGUGCAAUGGAGAGAUAGUCCGAAGAACAAGGAUGUCCGCGGAAGUGGAUGAAGGAGCACCCGAGGAAAAUGCAAUGGCCCCGGAGGAUGUGGUUGAAGAUCAGGCGUCCUCAAGGGUGGAAUGUGCGAUUAACCGACCCAGCCUACAACGGUUUCGUAGAGGUCUUUCCAGUCUACUUAUAAUAAUCGCUGUACCCCUUGUUGCAGUCGGUUAUAAAUAUUAUCAGGAACAGCAGCUCAAACAGCGUCAUGAACUGGGGUUGAAAGCAUUGGGAGCUGAUGGCCUCUUCAUCUUCUCGUCAUUGGACACUGAUCAUGAUUUGUACCUCAGUCCUGAGGAGUUCAAGCCUAUAGCUGAAAAGCUCACAGGCAUUGCUGCGCCUCCUGAUUAUGAAGAGGAUGUGCCCGAUGAUCCUAAUGCAGAGAUCAUAACCCUGCAGGCUAAAAUGCAGCCCUUGGUGAUGGACUCUAUGACCAAGAGCAAAGAUGGCUUUUUAGGGGUCACUCACAGGUCGCUGAGCGGGCUCCGCUCAUGGCAGGCUCCUGCUGUGCCUUCCGGCACGUUCUCAGCCAACCAGUUCAGAGUUUUCCUGCCACCCAAGAAUAAGGAGGCCGUGGGUGACACUUGGUGGAUCAUUCCAAGUGACUUGAACAUCUUCACUGGAUAUCUGCCAAACAACCGCUACACUCCUCCUCCACCCCGAGGCAAAGAGGUGUUCAUUCAUUCUCUCCUCAGUAUGUUCCAUCCGCGGCCUUUUGUCAAAUCCCGCUUUGCCCCACAGGGUGUUGUGGCCAGUAUUAGGGCCGUAAGCGACUUCUACUACGACAUUGCAUUCAGGAUUCAUGCAGAGUUCCAGCUGAAUGAAGUCCCAGACUUCCCAUUCUGGUUCACACCGGGACAGUUCACUGGCAACAUUAUUCUGGCCCGAGAUUCCUCCCAUGUCCGUGAAUUCCAUCUUCAUGUGCCGAACGACCGGUCCCUCAAUGUGGACAUGGAGUGGUUGUAUGGAGCCAACGAGGCCAGUAACAUGGAAGUGGAUAUAGGAUACUUGCCACAGAUGGAACUUCAAGCAACAGGGCCAUCUAUUCCCACAGUCAUUCAAGAUGAGAAUGGCAAUGUGAUUGACAGCCGCCAAGAGGGCAGUGAGCCCAUUCAGUUUGUCUUUGAGGAGAUCAACUGGACAUCAGAAAUCCACAGAGAGGAGGCUACACGAAACAUCGAGGUCACCUUCUAUCCUUUUAAAAAGGUUUCAUAUUUGCCUUUCACUGAGGCCUUCAGCAGAGCCCAGGCGGAGAAGAAGCUGGUCCACUCCGUACUUCUCUGGGGUGCUCUGGAUGACCAGUCCUGCUGAGGUUCGGGGCGAACUCUCCGGGAGACAGUCCUGGAAAGUUCGCCCGUUUUGGCCCUGCUGAACCAGAGUUUCGUUAGCAGCUGGUCCUUAGUCAAGGAGCUGGAGGACCUGCAAGCUGAUGUGACUAAUCCGGUCUUGAGUCAGCAGGCCCAAUUACACUUGGAGAAGUAUAACUUCCCAGUAGAGAUGAUCGUAGCACUGCCCAACGGUACAGUGGUCCAUCAUAUAAAUGCCAAUAAUUUUCUGGAUCAGACAUCUAUGAAGCCAGAAGAUGAAGCUCCAUUUAGUUUCUCUGCUGGUUUUGAGGAUCCUUCAACCUCUACUUACAUUCGCUUCCUUCAAGAAGGAUUGGAGAAGGCAAAGCAGUAUCUGGAAUCUUAAAGACUUUCCAUAGAGGCUGUAUGUAUGUGGGAGAGGAGGUGUUGGGGAGGACAAGGGGUGAAGAAGAGGAAGUGACCUGAUUACAGAAAGAGUGGCCUCCAUCUGAAGUACUAAAUCAAAGAUAAGGCCCAAAGAAUGCUCUGAAACUUUGUGGAGUUAAGGUUCGUCACACUUAUCUGCCUGAGUUAAACCUUUUGCCUGUGAACAGUCCAGAUGCUGUCAGUAGAAUCAGUUUUAAAAAGGGGUUGUUUUUAUAUCCGUCCAUUAAAUAUACGUCCAAGUUAAAUUUUAAAAUCCCACAUUUUAUAGACCACUCAAAUGGCAAUGCAGUACCUAACUUUAAUGGACAUGGAUAAUAUCUAUUGCUCAAAUAGUUUGAGCUUUUCUGCUAUUUAUGAUUUUUUUUCCCCCCAACUACUGCAACCACUACUACUAUUUGUAAUAUUUAUAGUUAAUAGAUUCUGUGGCAUAUCUUCAUGGCAGUGUGUGUAAAGCGAGCUGGUCCAGAGGUGGAGUUGAUGCUUUCUGAGCUUGAACUAUUUGUGACGGCCUGGCCCGAAAGGCCCACGUGGGCGGGGCCCGGCCUGAUGUCUUUGUUGAAGCCGAGGAAAGCGCUAACCUCCCUUCUUCCCCAAGGGAGUCAUCAGUCCGUACAGGAGAGCAAUGCAGAGGCUUGUUGUUUAACACACCACAGGGCUUAAAACGACUCACCGUGUAAAUCUAUAUGACAUUUUCUGCAAUAAAGGACCGGCUAAGUCUUAAGUAAACCAAAGAUGAAAACUAUAGCGAUGUAAAGUUAUAUACAAUGAAAAGGCGGUCACAACUGUUUUUUUUAAAGUGUCUACAUAUGCAAAGGCUCCUUUUGGAAAGGAAUGUACUUUCAUGUUACUUUUUUAUGACAUCUGGUUUCACAAUUGUCGGAAUAAUGUUUGGACAAACAUUUGCUGCCAAGUGUUUCUUGGAUGUGUUUUCCGUCUGGAUAAUUUGACGUAGGCAGUACAACAAAACUGGUGAGUAUUUCUCCCACAGAGAGGAGGCCAACGAGCAGACAUGAAAAUUGUGGCCUGAAUAAAUGUUGACGUUUUCAAAUGUAA